AUGUCGAGUUUCAGUAAAGCGGCUCAGGUGGCCAUUCUGAACCUGGAGAUGUUGAUUUCCCAUGAGACGGAAAUCCCAUGGACAGCAUUGUGCUACCUGACUGGGGAGGUGGUAUACGGAGGCCGGGUCACAGACCACUGGGACAGGCGAUGUCUCAACUGCACCCUCAGCAAUUUCUACAACCCCGACAUCCUCAGCGAAGGUUUCUGCUUUUCCACUGAUGGGGUUUAUUGUAUGAUCUCGGAGAGCAUGGACUUUUUACAGUGCAUCAACUACAUCGAGUCCCUGCCAGACAGCGAUUCCCCAGGUAUCUUCGGAAUGCAGGAUAACGCUGAGAAAGCGUACCUCGGAAACCAAGCCAAAAGCUUCAUGACCACCAUCAAGAGUAUUGAGCCCCGGCUCAGUGCUGGGGUGCAAACAUUCAGGGAGCAAAGGAGUGAGGGUGAAGUUGUGUUCGAGAAAGCAGACAGCAUCCUGAAGAAGCUGCCAGAAACAGUGGAGGGGAGACAGGAGUCAGAUGACACCUUCCUGGAUCUAGCUGGUCUUCUGGCUUUACCCACAUGGACAGCAUACGUUCAGUCAGUGAAAGGCUAUGAUUCCUUGGUCAACUCCGCACUGCUGGUCAUCCUGCGGCAGGAGAUCUCUCGAUUUAAUCGGCUGCUCUCAGUGGUUUGUUCCUCACUGCGCUCCCUCUGCCUCGUCGUGAAGGGACAGAUGAUCCUGACGGACACUCUUGAGGAAACCUACAAUUCCUUUCUCAGUAUGAAGAUGCCGAAACUUUGGCAG
Chiloscyllium plagiosum (whitespotted bambooshark) is the source of this 786-nucleotide messenger RNA. NCBI's taxonomy places the organism in Eukaryota, Metazoa, Chordata, Chondrichthyes, Orectolobiformes, Hemiscylliidae. The record is from RefSeq and is a predicted model, not a curated record.